This is a messenger RNA of Aplosporella prunicola CBS 121167, 1333 nucleotides long. RefSeq lists its product as uncharacterized. The record is from RefSeq and is a predicted model, not a curated record. Bases 70 to 1122 code for a protein of 350 amino acids. Gene Ontology annotation, molecular function: DNA binding; DNA clamp loader activity; ATP hydrolysis activity. Lineage: Eukaryota; Fungi; Ascomycota; Dothideomycetes; Botryosphaeriales; Aplosporellaceae. Gene Ontology annotation, cellular component: Ctf18 RFC-like complex; Elg1 RFC-like complex; nucleus. The transcript is spliced from 2 exons. Gene Ontology annotation, biological process: DNA-templated DNA replication; DNA repair.
GACAUCAUCACCGACACCCACCGCAAUACACCUAUACCCACGCCCAACAAAUCGACAUUCACCGCACCAAUGGUGCAAGCAGAGUCCUCCAAAGCCGCCGCAGGCAAUGGCCUCAAGACGCAGCCGAACGGUGCCAACUACGAGCUGCCAUGGGUGGAAAAGUACCGUCCGGUCUUCCUCGACGACAUCGUCGGCAACACGGAAACAAUCGAGCGGCUGAAAAUUAUCGCCAAAGAUGGCAACAUGCCUCACGUCAUCAUUUCCGGCAUGCCUGGUAUCGGCAAAACGACAUCCAUUCUCUGCCUGGCGCGCCAGCUGCUGGGCGAUGCGUACAAGGAGGCUGUACUCGAGCUUAAUGCCAGUGAUGAGCGCGGAAUCGAUGUUGUGAGAAACAGAAUAAAAGGCUUUGCGCAAAAGAAGGUUACGCUUCCGGCAGGCCGGCAAAAGAUCGUCAUCCUGGACGAGGCAGACAGCAUGACCUCAGGCGCUCAACAGGCUCUCCGACGGACCAUGGAAAUCUACUCGUCUACAACCCGCUUCGCCUUCGCCUGCAACCAGUCCAAUAAGAUUAUCGAGCCACUUCAGUCUCGCUGCGCCAUCUUGCGCUAUGCCCGCCUUACUGAUGGGCAGGUGGUCAGACGGUUAAUGCAAAUCUGCGAAGCUGAGAAAGUAGAAUUCUCGGAAGAUGGCAUUGCCGCCCUCGUGUUCUCUGCGGAAGGCGAUAUGCGGCAAGCCAUAAACAACUUACAAAGUACUUAUGCGGGCUUCGGUUUCGUCAACGGCGACAAUGUCUUCAAGGUCGUUGACAGUCCGCACCCAAUCAAGGUCCAGGCUAUGAUCAAGGCCUGCUACGAGACCAAGGUCGAUACCGCGCUGGAUACGCUCAAGGAGUUGUGGGAUCUGGGAUAUUCUUGCCAUGAUAUCAUAAGCACCAUGUUCAAGGUUACGAAAACCAUCCCGACGCUUUCCGAACAUGCAAAGCUUGAGUUCAUCAAGGAAAUUGGGUUUACGCACAUGCGCAUUCUGGAGGGAGUUCAGACGUAUCUCCAACUCUCAGGUUGCGUGGCUCGGCUCUGUAAGAUCAACAUGAAGCCCAGCCUCUUCUCCAUCCCUCGCUCAUAACCCUUGGGCGCCAUAUUUAAUUUUCGAGACCUUGGGCUUUGCAUGUAGCAUGGCGUUACGGAGCAGUGAUGGAAAACAAGGAGCUUGUGUCAGAUUUUAGGUUUUCGACAUGAAUCAAGACGUCCCCGUGUGGGGCAAUAUCUACAUGUUCGUUACAGGAGCAACGGCGCCUCUUCUAGCGCGGUACGUUGUCAUGCAAGUGCUCGAAGAU